Molecule: messenger RNA, 5967 nt
Organism: Neocloeon triangulifer
Lineage: Eukaryota; Metazoa; Arthropoda; Insecta; Ephemeroptera; Baetidae
Gene: Nup205
Product: nuclear pore complex protein Nup205
Exons: 30
Coding region: 93-5921 (1942 amino acids)
Biological process (GO): nuclear pore organization
Cellular component (GO): nuclear pore inner ring; nuclear pore
Molecular function (GO): structural constituent of nuclear pore
Source: RefSeq, a predicted model, not a curated record
CUUUCCGUUCGCGGCAUGUUUAUUGUUGAUGAAUAGCGAAAGCCGGCAAAUUGUCAAUUUUCGGAGGAAAUUCUUCUAAAGAGGCUGCAAUCAUGGUGAUUGUGGACCCAAAAAGUCGCGGUUCGGGCCCGACGGAAGACCUGUGGACGCCUUACAAGGAACUGCACAGCACGAUCUCCAGUUUUCUUGCUGCACCGUCCGAGUACCCCUCUAUGAUCCUUGAAGAAAAUCUCAAAAACUUCAAACAGACGUUUUUAAAUUUGCUUAGAAAUACAGGCCCAGACCCUAAAAGUCGCCAAGAACUUCAGCGAUGUGUUCAGGAAAACACUGGCUUGCCUCUUCGGCAACCUCUGCACAUCUCCAGAGAGCUCUUGGAGGAGGCGAUCAUCAUCUCUGACAUGUUUUCCAUAAAUGAAUAUGUAGCAUUGGACCUUCUUUGCGUCGCUGAGCAACAAAUGCAGCACUACCCAGAAUUGACCCGAGGCUUGGUGGCCGUGAUGCUCUUUUACGACGGUCGUAAAGCCAUCUGCGACACUCUGUGCCUUUUGGCUCAAGCCAGGCGAGGUGUCAGUUGGGAAUUUGCGGGCGCCUGCGACAACAGAUUGAUCGCUGCCUAUAUGGACCAACUGGUGUCCAACAACCUUGUCAGCAACAUUCUAGACCUCUUGAGUGAAAUUGACGUGAACAAGGAGAUGGAAAAGCUUCAACGGAAUCGAGGCCUCGGAGGGCCGAAGCACCAGCGACUUAUCUACGAUUUGAUCACAGGCACAAGGCAAACUCUAGCCGACAUUGUGUUCUGCCUUUCUGCUCAAGCUGGACUGCCCCAGACGGCACUGCUCCCUCUCAUCAAAUAUAUUUCAGAAAUAAAAAUGGACCAAGAUACGGCUGGAUCUGCUAUUGACGGUGUCAAUUUGGCACUUGUUAUGGCAUUGCUCUAUGCACUUGAUGUCAGUAUUUUGCAAAGGAAAGAGGAGCAAGAUGAGUUGGUUCAACGGCUUCCAUUGGUUUCCGAGCACAGCCUCAUUCCAAGUUUGAUGAGGGACUUGUCUCCAAUGACAACAAACAAUUGGGGCUGCAAAGGUCUGCAAGGAUUGGCCCAAAUGGCUUGGGGACUUGCGCUGUGCUCCCUUCGGAUGGCUCCAGCAAGCAUCAGGAACAAACUCAAUUUGAGAGAUGAUGACGAACUUCUGAUCGGAGCUGCUUUAGAUGAUAACCUGGUGUUUGAAUUCCUUUACAGCCGCAUGCUCUCUCAUUCAGCAUUUGCUAAAGAAGAAUUCUACGUUCGACGUAUGCACACUCUCUUCACUGACUUGCUGAUUCUGAUGCCUAUGAAAGUGAAAGAAAUGAGGAAUUUUGCAGACGAGGCGGCAAAAGUGAUGAGUGCUUAUAUCCAUGAAGGAUUGCAGCCUCCAAAGACUUUGCCUCACCAUUUUGAGCACUUGAUGCUAAGUAUGGCCCUCCUUUACGAGAAUGACAAACACGGACUGGGACUUGAGUUUUGGGGGCUGCCUCCGAUGGACGGUAGCGCUAUCUACACAAGGACACCUGUUGCUCAGAAUAUCUUGAGCAAGUUUGCCAAUUUGACCAAAGAGUCUCUUCCAUCCUCACUCUAUGUGCCGUACCUGAAAUUCCUUGCCUCGUUGGCAAAGCAACCCCGAGGUGCUCAGCACAUCUUUCAAUUGCUGAAUGCAAACAAUGACAGCAAGUGCACAAUUUCCUGGAGCCACUUCUACAGAGCAAUGCAUAGAUAUGCAAGCAAUUUGAGUCAAGAAACACAAGUCUCGGCAACUGACUCGGUGUACAGACCCAGAGGGAUGCCCAGGGGCAUCAACCCUCAAGAAUUAAUGGGCUUGCACGGCGUUCUGGCUUUGAUCAGAGCAGUGGCUGAUAAUGAUCCUAUGGGAAGGCAAACUUUGGCUCAGAAUCCAAGCUGGUCUCCUGUGCAGACCUUCCUGGCUUUGAUUCGCUGCGCAGUUCCCAUUCCAUUGAAGGCAGAAAUUUUGUUGACGGUGGCCUCUUUGGCAAAGUCUUCGGAAGUUGCUAAUGAGGUGUGGCAGCAAAUGGAAUCUACCAACAUCAUCUGCACAGCGCCUUCCUCUACAAGCUACCAGCCCAAGGGUCUGCAGACUGAGCUGGAGGAAGUCGAGACCCGUAACGAGGAGUACCCACUGUCUCGAGCCACUCUCAAGCUAUUAAAUUUGCUAGUGCAGAAUGCAGAACUGCCAUUGCUGCUUGGAGUUGGCAAACGGCCUCCUGGGCUAUCCCCUCACAUGUACUAUGCCCUCGAUUGCGUCUUUCUGCCAUUUUUGCACCGCACAUACCGAAAGCCAGAAGAAAGGUGGCAAGUUGCUGAAAAUUGUUUGGAGCUUCUCCAUUCUCUCCUAUCCAUAUACGAACCAAAUGUUCAAGACAUAGCAGGGAGAAAAGUUGAAGUAACACCAGGACAAACUCCAACCGAUGUUGCUCCUCAUCCAGGAUUUAGCAUCUUGGUUUCCCUAAACUCGCCAUCUCCACUGAUCAAACUGGUGCUCCAAAUUUUGGACGAAGCAUGCUUGCAGUUGGAAAAGUUUUCAGAAUUUCCUGGAAAGAGCAGCCUUGAAAAAAGUGCUCGCUUUUGUUUAUCCCUUCUGCAUCUGGCAUUGUCAAAAUUGCCUAAACUAACCAAGGCCAUUGCUGCCACAACAGCUGCCAACACCACACAGACGUUGGUUGGCCUCGAUAAGUUGAUCUUCAAUAUCAACCCCCGCACUGGACAUCAAGACCACCCUAUUAAUAUCAUCAAGUUCUUGACGUAUGCCCAGUGGUUGCCUGGACACGCAUCACUGGCCAUUAAGUUCCUCACACUUUUGGCCUCAAAUCCUGGAAGCCACCACAAACUUCUUCAAGUGCUGGCAUUUGCCACUCAAUCUAAACAAUCGAAACAUGCAUUUGUUGAUGUUCUGGACUUUGCUAGCUCCAUACAAGACCCCUACGAGCCAGAACUAGAUGGAGAGACAUUAAGCAUGCAGCUUAAAGAAGACGUUUUGGACUUUUUGGCCCAGAGCCUGGCAUUUCCACCUCCAACAGUGGCACACUUGCUGCUGGGCUAUGAAAUAAAACGGGAGAUGAGGCACACUGUUCUUCAACACGCUGGUGUUUUGGGAUUCCCGAGAACUUGUCUUCAUUCGAUCAUCCAAAAUUUAGACUCGCUAACAAAUGCUCCUGUUGGUUAUCAAAAGCCAAAUUGUCUGCACGAGAGAGGCUUUGCAAUUCUUCACGUCUUGUGUUCAAACCCUGAAAGUGCCAGGCCAACUUUGAAGUAUCUCAGACUCUGCUCCGACUUCCUAUCGAGACACCUAAUCAAGAUACGAAGUGCAGUCAUUGCCAAGACGCCCAAUGGAUUGCACUGCGCCUCGUGGCUCCUGCGCUGCAUUGCGAUUGACUUGAAACUCAGUUCAUCCGACAAACAGAAAUCUUCAAUUCAAGGCCUACUCAGAUCACUCUUGUCUUUGCCUGUUGAAGACAUAAUGAAAUCAGUCGAUGCAACUCAUCUCAGCUACAGUGGCUAUCAAGAAAAACAGAGGCACGGUGCUGAAUUGAUUGCCAUGAUCUUGCAAGAUGUAGAUUUCACAAUUCAGGAAGUGGAAGCAGUUCAGUGGCGAUUUUUCGACCAUUCUCAAAUUGAACUGGCCUUGAAAAAGUGCGAGUUUCCAAGUGGCAGUCCAUCAGAGGGUUUGGUUGAUAUAUCCAAAUUGAGUCUUCUUUUCCGCACAGAGCUCAGCAAAUCAUCUGCAUAUACAAGCCAGAGAGACCUGGUCAAUGCAGAGCUAAAAGAAGUUCUGAAUUUUGCUGCCAAAGUGAACAAGGCACGCGGUAUAACUUUGGGAGGAAUAAAAGUUGUCGGAGCUUGGCGUCAUGUUGUUGGUGUGCUGUUCAAUGUCAUUCCCAUGGAAUUCAUGCCCGUUGGACAGAGACAUCGCAUACUCUUGGCCAUCAUCAAACUCCUCCUCACUAAGAUCCAGCUUGCCGCAGACAUUUUGUCUCCAGAGGUUGCGUCUCUCGGCUCGUCAGCUUUGCUUUUGUUGCUGGCCAGCCUUCGUCAAUGUCAUUUAGUAGUACUCGAGGCAAGAGAGAGGACAGUGGAUCCUUCCCAGCCUUUGCUUGACAACUUGGGAAAUGUCAUUGCAGACCCUUACAUGCUAACCAUUGACACUCCAACUGUUGGCGCAGUUCUUUCAGGCAUUGCUCAUUGGCUGAACCAACCAAUAAGCAACGUUCAAAUGCUCCGAGCCAAUUUAUAUGGAUCUCUGCUGGUUUUCCUACAUCUGGCUUGCUUUGACGCCACUGCUGAAGAACUACGAGACCUUGGACAGGGACUAGGAGGCUCCUCUCUCUAUUUCAGACGUCUGGCCCAGAAUCCAAUUGCUACCAACUUGAACACCAUUACUACUCUAAACCAACGACGCAUGGCUGCAUUAGAAGCUCUCUCAAAGCUGAAUGAAAACUGGAUUAAUAGCAUUUUUGUUGAUGCGAUUCGUGGCCAUGAAGUUUGCAGGAUGCUUGCUUUGUCUAUGAUUGCUGCUUUGUUCCGUCUUAGCCCGCAAGCCAGUUGGACUGUCCUGAUGAUCAACAAGGGCUACUUGCAGUCUCUGAUUGAGUCCAUCACCAAAAGCGAUCCUGAGCUUUUGGAAAUGCUGCGCCCUUCUCCAACAAAUCUGAAGCCACUCUAUGUUUAUGAGGCAAAAAUGGCACUGCUUUGUCGAUUGGUCCAAGAACGUCCCGAGGCAGAGGCUUGUCUACGACUUCGCCUUCUCUCGUCUCUGAGCGAGCUUUCCGCACUGGACUGCAGACCAUUCAACAAUGAGGAAAUGUCACAAGUGGACAUAGGGAUACCUGGCACUUUGACGAGAUACCACCAAAUUCUGAUGCCAGCCCUCAAGCUAUGUUCGUCGGUGCUGAACACAAUGGGCAAUGAUAACAUGUCAUGUGUUCACGAGGUGACCCACUUCAUGAUCAGCCAUGGCGACGUCUUCCAACUAAUUCUGCGAGGUGGUUCUCCCAACCUACCUAUGGAGGCACUGCAAGAGCUGAACCUGGUUGUUAAGCUCUUGUCAAUUUGUUCCCAUCCCAGCACUUUCGACUCCAACUCGCCACCCCUGGCUACGUCUGUGUGUAUGCAGCGGUUGAAGCAGUUUGCAAUGGCGCUUUUGCCAAAAUUCUACAUCAACCAGCAUUUGGCUAUGCAGCUAAGCACUGAUGACCCUCAGAAGGAGGAUGAUGACAAAUGCUAUUUGCUUGUGUUGCAAAUUGCGCUCAACCUUCUGACAUUUGCACGUCGCUCUGCCAUUGACCAUCACCGAAUGACUGUCUUGAGACCUGUUUUCAAGCCUGCCGUCAGUGAUUCUGCAAGCCACACUGGUACUCUACACUUGCAAGCGCCUGAUUUAGGAUUGCUCUUGAGCCAAGUGAAUGACUUGUCCUUGCUAGUUGGCAAAGCAAAGAAGCAGAUAGAUUUGGAAUUGGCCCGUUUGAAUUCUAUCAAUGUUACUCAUCACAUGCAGUCAAGCAUGUCAACUAUUGAGCCAAUCACUCAGUCCCGUCAGAUUUGUGAAGAUCGGAUUACCAGAAGAAAAGCGGAAAUGAGAACUUUGUGCUUGUUAACAGAGGAGUGCCUUCACCUCCUCUGGGCCCAUUUGGACCUCUAUCUAAGGCGUAAUUUGCCUCGACUUGGACAAGCUCUAAAUGACUCCCUCUUUGAGCCUGGAUUUACACCAACUGUCCAGGAUUUGAGCAUGUUGAAGCAAGGUGUGUUGGUGGGAAUCAGUGACCGUGUUGAGGCCCAAAUACUUGAAGCAACAAAGGAUCAGCCAGAGGGAAGUAAGAACUUCUUACGAAUGCUAUUGAGGCGCAUCAAGCGACUUGUUCAGUUUGCUCCAGUUUAAUUUUGAAUGCAUGUUAAAUAAUAAAUAUAAUUUUGGCAUCUUAAAA